Messenger RNA from Anguilla anguilla (European eel), 3905 nucleotides. Its product is annotated as epidermal growth factor receptor kinase substrate 8-like protein 2. Gene Ontology annotation, molecular function: actin binding. The coding region runs from base 317 to 2368 and encodes 683 amino acids. Gene Ontology annotation, biological process: positive regulation of ruffle assembly; regulation of Rho protein signal transduction; Rho protein signal transduction. The transcript has 21 exons. The record is from RefSeq and is a predicted model, not a curated record. NCBI's taxonomy places the organism in Eukaryota, Metazoa, Chordata, Actinopteri, Anguilliformes, Anguillidae. Gene Ontology annotation, cellular component: ruffle membrane; plasma membrane; vesicle.
GAGAAUGAUCUACUAAUUUCUGACAUCUCAAGCAACCGAUACGAUGCAUUAAUUAAAAAGUACUCCGAAGGAAACAACAAGCACCAGCGUCCCCCUUGACUACAAAGAGAACACACGACCAAGGAAAUAAUAUAAUUAUAGAUCGAAGACCAAAGUUCAAAAGCGAUAGCUACUGUAAGCUACUUGUGGACAUACAUGGCAACCUACCGCGUCUGAUAGGCUGAUCUACUAGAGUUGGAUCAAAAGAUAUACAGUCGAAAAGUGUACAGGACUAGAGACCGCGUUGGGAUCCUGCGGUGGGUGAAUGUUAUAAACCAUGAAUCACAUGGGAUCCCCAAAGAGAGAAACAAAUGGGGUGGCCCGGUCCGACAGCAAGAUCAGCGCCAAGGCCCUGUACGAGCAGCGAAAGAAAUAUUCAAACUCCAACGUCAUCAUGCAGGAAACAUCACAGUAUCAUGUGGAGCACCUCUCCACCUUCAUGAUGGAUAAGACUGAGUCCAUUGCCACAGUGGAUGAUGCCAUUAAGAAGCUGAUACUGCUGGACUCUAAAGACAAGAUCUGGACCCAGGAAAUGCUACUGCAGGUCACCGACAAGGCUAUCCGGCUUCUGGAUUGUGACACACAGGAGGAGCUGGAGAACUUCCCUCUAUCCACGGUACAUAUGAGUCAGACGGUGCUGAACCAGACCCGCUACCCGUCCGUGCUGCUGCUGGUGUGCCAGGACCACGAGCAGCACCGGCCCGACAUCCACUUCUUUCACUGUGACGAGGUGGAGGCUGAAAUGGUCCACGCUGACAUUGACAGCGCCCUUGGUGACAACAAACACGGCAAAAAGAUGCGCCCACAGACCCUGAAAGUCAACCAGGAAAAGAUGAAACACCAUCGAGAAACCAUAUUACCGCCAUUGGCCCCCAAGGGCCCAGGGCCAGGAGUGAAGGGCAGGGUGCCUUCUAUGAGCAUGCAAGAUAUGAACAGGCAGGGGUCCAUGCAGCCGGACCAGCGCAUGGAGAAAGACGUGCAACUCCUCAACAGCGCCCUGGACGACAUCGAGUUUUUCGUGGCGCGGCUCCAGAAGGCCGCCGAAGCCUUCGCCCAGCUCAACCAGCGCAACAAGAGCAAGAAGAAUAAGAAGAAGGGCCCGGCAGAGGGCAUGCUGACCCUACGAGCCAAGCCCCCCACCGAGGCCGAGUUUGUUGACACACUACAGAAGCUGAAGCUGGCCUUCAAUCUGCUAGCCAAACUGAAGCACAUCCAGAAGCCCAGCGCCUCUGAGCUGGUCCACUUCCUGUUCGGCCCCAUGGAGCUGGUGCUGAAGAGCUGUGGGGGACCCGAGUUGGCUCGCUCUGUCCACUCGCCCCACCUCUGUCGGGAUGCUGUGGACUUCUUGAGAGGGACCCUCUCCCCCAAAGAAAUGGCCCUCUUUGAGCUUCUGGGAAAAAGCUGGACCAUACCCAGAGCCGAUUGGCCGAGGGACCAGUUUGCCCCUCCCUACUUUCCAAAGUUCCGCAACGGCUGGGAGCCCCCGGCUGAGCUCAUCCGAACGUCGCCGUGGGAGACAGAGGGGUCUGCGUUACCGCUCUCCCCGGACUACAGGAAGACGUCCAACGAGUUUCCAUUACCGAAGCCCUAUAGCCCAUCAAACGGGACGUACGACGCACCUUCCCCUUCACGAAAAUACGCCAAGAUCCGCUAUCGCUUCCUGGCCCGCAACGCCAACGAGCUGUCGGUGCUGCAGGACGAGGUGUUAGAGGUGCUAGAGGACGACAAACAGUGGUGGAAACUGCGGAACCGCAGCGGGCAGGCGGGCUAUGUCCCCUUCAACAUCCUGGACGUGGUGAAAUUGGAGGAGCCCCAUGGCCCGCCAGAGCUCAGCUACAACCAGCCUGGCCAGCCAUACAGAGCAUCUAACCCCUCCAGCCCCAUCGGGCGAGGUGACAGCUUUGAAGGGUUGAGGUCUCCCCGGGACAAAGACUCACUGACACAUCAGAUGGAUGAGGUGAACGAUGAACUUUUGCAGAGGAUCACCACCAACAAAAGCCUGCCGCCGGCCCGCAACUUCCGGGUGGAGCGGCAGUCCUCGACCACCGUCCCUCUCAGCUUCGACUCCGCCCCUGAGCAGGUCACCGCCUGGCUCAACGCCAAGGGCUUCAGCAAACCAACGGUGGACUGCCUGGGCAUCCUGACCGGGGCUCAGCUCUUCUCUCUCAACAAGGAGGAGCUGAAGGCGGUGUGCGGCGACGAGGGCUCUCGCGUCUACAGCCAGAUCACGGUGCAGAAAGCCCAGCUCGAGAAGAGCCGUGGGGACUCGGAGCUUCAGGAGAUCAUGAAGAGACGUCAAGAAAAGGUUGAGUCUUCCUCCCAUAAGUGAGCGCGCUCACACCCUGUCAGCCAUGUCAGUUGCACCGGGCUAACAUCUCAUCAUAAUGAUAUCAGCAGCUCACUCAUUCAAUCCAUGGACAUCCGCUCCCCCCCCCCCCCCCCCAACACCAUAUGCCUUCAUUUAAUAUCAUCUUGUUCCUGUUUACCGCAACCCACCACAAGAUUCCGCAAACUCCUAAAAUAUUGAUAUAUUAUGUUUGUUAAUUGCAUAUUUAUUUUUUAAUUUUGUUUUUUACGGAAUGUAUAUGUCUCAUUUCAGUCCAUAGUCUUUCACUUCUAAGUCUGUUAUUCUAAAAUGUCUUUGUGGUUAACUGUGUGGAUGACACAAGACGUAAGAGCAAGUUGUUUCUAUGUGUAUUUCUGUUGAGUGCAUGCAUGGUUUCGUGCUUCAAAGUGCUUCAGUGGAAUAUCAUGGACAUUGGGAUGAAAUUACAUUUGAUUUUGUCUUUUUUUUGUACUGGUCUUCAAAGAUAAGCCUGUAAAUAUUGCUGAAUAUGUUUAUUAAGUGACUGACUUGACCAUAAACAUAAGAUGAUUGUUAUUCUGUAUAUUAAUGGAUUAAGUAAGAACAUUGUAAAUUAAGUAAGAAGUGUUAAAUGAGAAUACUAUCAGUGUAAUCGUAUUCCAAUCAUGUGUCUGUUUAUGGAAACCUGCAAUAUUUCAGUUCAGUUGACAUGUCAACAUCAAUAUCGAAAAUCAGUGCAAAUGGACAUGAAGCAAAACACAGAAAGCAAAAACAGCUGUUUUCUAAAAAGAAAUUCAGAUUUUACAUUUUUACAGUAAAUGUUUUUUUUUUUAUUGACAUGAGUACAUUUGGAAAACUAUUCAAGCGUUUUCUGUUUAAUGGAAUAGAUACACUCUAUUCCAUUUUAUGAUGUUUAGCUCAACAAAUGCCACUUUUUUUUACAUUCGCAUGGUUGUGCCAGGGUAUGAGAAUCUAACAUUUCACACAGCGGGGUCGGUUGUGCUUGCCUUGCUUUCUGCGAGCACAUUCAAGCUACGGCCCAUGGAAACCAUUGAUUUUAAUCCCUGCCCCCUGCCUCCUUAGAAUAACAAUAGAAUUGAGCAAGUUGGCUUGAGCAGAUCUUUCCAUUUCAUUUCACAUUUGCUGUCUGCUUUUUCUGUGUAAAAAAAAAUAGCAGGGUAUUCAGCCAUUUCAGUUUCAUCUGCCGAAGAUCACAAAGCAGAUGCCAUUCCUAAACACAACUAGAGACCACAAGUGGGGCAAGAUCUGAGGUAAAGGGCCAUCGGGAGGAAGUAAGCUAUGACAGUUCAGUGUACCUCUGUUCUUUCUAUGAUUCCAUGGAGCUGUCCAACCGAGGACACACUGCGAUGCGUCUGUGGUACAUGACAGAAAUAAAUGUUCUAAAGGGUUUAGGUCUGUUGUAAAGGUUCUAAUUCCUGAGAUUUCAUUGCAUGUCAAGACCAAGCAUCAUUUAAAGAUCCAUCAAAUCAAGUAAUACAUUUGUUUAUAUUGUUGUCAUGGAUGUAGUUUAAGAAAACCUAAUAAAUACAUACUGGGUUGA